GAAGUAAGUGUUGGAAAGGUAACCCGCGGAGACCAGAGGAAAAAAGUUGGAGAAAAGAUCCAAAAAAUUCACAAUCUGAGAACGAAAGAAAACGAUUGCAGACGCGGAAAGCAAUACCCAUUACUAAAAAACCCAAUUUAAUACCAAGAGAAAAUGAAAGCUAGUUCGAUUCCAUGGUUGUGGUUGGGAAAUUUCCAUGGAAGUUUGAAAUUUUCAUGCUAAAUCACAGCUUAUAGCCGCCUUCUUUGAUUUCCUGUGCUUAUUACCUGUGAUACCAGGAAAGUUUCCCUUCCUGACUUCUUCCCAAGUCCCACCAUUCAUCAUUGUUGUGAAUAAGUCUAAGCUGUAUCAAAAGUCUAGAACCCACUUUCCCAGUUUCCCUGCCCUUUAUAUCUUCCUCCUUUCUCACUCUUCCUUCACUGCAACCUUUUCUUCUAGCUUCAGAGCAACAAAAAAUCCUAUCUUUCCCAGUUUCCUUCACUGCAACAAAAAAUCCUUUCUUUCUCUUCUUCUUUCGUUUCAAUCUUCCACGCAAAAGUAACAAUCUUCAAGUGUACACGAAGAUGGGUCUCUCUAGUUUCAUGGUGGUUGUUCUGAUGUUGGGUUUGUUGAUGGGUUCUUCUAUUGCUCAGGCGCCUGGACCAGCUCCCAAAGUUGCUCCCGUAGCCGCUCCGCCAUCUCACACUCCUACUUCCGCUCCCACUCCAGCGGUUUCACCCCCGGCACGGUCACCUUCGCCUGCACCUUCCGUGGCUACACCAACACACGCUCCAUCUCCUGCUCCCGCAUCAUCUCCGAAAACUUCUCCCGCUCCCACUCCCACUCCCACUCCCACUUCCACUCCCACUCCCACUCCCACUCCCGUGUCGAAAUCGCCUGCGGUGGCUCCAUCUCCAAGUACUCCAAGCGCCGCCUCACCUCCCACGCCACCUGUCUCUUCUUCUGGUUCACCUUCACCGAGCUCUGGAACGACUCCUCCUUCUCCUCCUUCUUCAGGCGCUCAUGGUUCACUCACCAGAGUUGCAGUUCUGGGUUCUGCCUUUUUCGGCACCUUCGCUUUGGCCUUGUUGAUCUAAGCUUCCAUUAUCAUUCAUUUCCUCGUUAGGAUUUCAUUUCUUACACUUUUUUGUUCUUCUUUCUCUCUUAUGUUCAUCCUUUUUAUUUUUUUCAACUUUUUUGUUUGUGAUCUUGUUGUGUUUACUCGUGGAUGGACACGGUGACGAUGAUUCAUUUGAGUUGAUUCAUUUUUGUAUUUGUACUCACUAUUGGGGGAUAAUCAGUGUGGCCUGGUAUUGAUCUUGAGAUUUGAUGGUUAUGGUUGUGGAUGUAUCACAUUGUAUAGUGAAAUCAUAUUAAUAAAGCAAAUUUCCCCCCGACCCAGUA
Molecule: messenger RNA, 1383 nt
Organism: Macadamia integrifolia
Lineage: Eukaryota; Viridiplantae; Streptophyta; Magnoliopsida; Proteales; Proteaceae
Product: classical arabinogalactan protein 10-like
Exons: 1
Coding region: 564-1076 (170 amino acids)
Source: RefSeq, a predicted model, not a curated record